This is a messenger RNA of Durusdinium trenchii, 6171 nucleotides long. The record is from the annotation of a GenBank genome assembly. Lineage: Eukaryota; Dinophyceae; Suessiales; Symbiodiniaceae.
AUGGUCGACAUGUGGGAUCAUGAUGGAUCUUUGACACGCAAUUGGGACAACAGAACUUUACCAACAGAUCAGACCCAAGCAGGGCUCGGUGGCGUUUGCGUUGAGUACAUGGUGGAGCUCGCCAACCGACUGGGUGCAGACCCGUGGUUUUCGAUGCCGAAGGCAGCUGAGACAGAGAGCGACAGUGUGGACCCUUACGCGAUGGCCUUCGCGCUCUUGGUGAAUCAAACUCUUGACAGCAAUCUCCGAAUCUACGUCGAGUACCGCUCUUGCUGCCGAGCCGGCUUGGCUCCUGGUUGGGAUUCAGACAAUGCUGUGCAGUCACUGGUUUUGUGGAAAAGCUGGGAGCAGGCUGGUGUUGACCCUUCCAGGGUCGUUAAUGUUAUGUCUGCUUUGCAGCAGCUGACUAAGCUUUACGGGAGCAGUGUGACAAGCGUUGAAGCUGCAGCCAUUGACGUAUCGUUCUCAGAUGUUUGCAAGUAUGGUGAGACUCCAUGUGUGGAUUUCAACUCCUUGGAGGCGAAUGGUACGUAUGGCGGCUUGACGCCUCUCGAGCUCAUUGAUGCUGUCAUCCGACCCGCCAUGCUGAAACAGGAAGUGGAAAUUAAUGCAAGAGUGCAGCAAGCGUUGUACUACGGUUUCGAGAUUAUUGCAUUUAACGCUAUGCCACUCAUAUCAGCCCGAAGCUAUGGGCACCGUGGCAAUCUGAACUGGGCACUGGGCUGUGAGUCAUGCCUCAUGUCAGCUUUGGGCCGGCGCUAUGGUGCAAGGGAGCGCUCCCAGCUGGCUGUGGAUGGUUGGGUCCAUGAGGUGGACUUCGAAGCCUACAAGGCAUACCAGGGCCUUCAAGAAGAGGAUCGUGCACUCGAUGACCAAGGUUCUUACUGGUUGGUCGGAUCACCAUCAGAAGCAAAAGCUCAUUGUCAAGCUAUGUCAGAAUGUGACGGCUUUUCUUACUACAAAUCGGGUGAAUGGAGCUGCGGAGUCGGGAAUGACUUUAGAUAUGGCGAUUGCGUCACACCUGGAGCUGCGUACUUUUUCAAAAGAACACGAAUCCAGUCUGGUGAACGAAAGCCGCCAACACAUUGCUCGGCCUUCACGGUCCCUGGUGAUCCAUACAAUCAAUGCGUAACGGGACGGAUGGACUCCUACUUCAAAGCCGACGCUGAAAUUCCAGGCGACUUUGGUUUUGUUGAUGCAAACGUGUUGAAGGCGUUUUGUUUCCAAAAGGCGUGCCAAAUUGCUUACACCCCCGCGCCAUGGGAUCCACCAGCAGAAGGCUUCACUCUGGAUGACCUUCGUGAAAUCCUUCCUGCAGUGAUCGCAGCAGCUGAGGGUGAGCAGAAGUUGGAAAACAUGAUGAUUGAAGCCUUCCGUGACCCUGUCAUGGAGGAUUUGAUGCUGGAAUACUUAGAGCGAUUGCGACUCAUCGGCUUCUCUACAGUUGUGGGUGGGCAGAUGGUGCGACAAGCCCGACUUUGUCGGACAGGAGGAAAGGCUUGUGGCCAAGCCUCUGUGAUGCUUCAUUGGGAUGACGAUAGCCCCAUCCGCCGUGCAAUGACGGGCUAUGUCCAGGGGCGUCGCGCUACACCUGAAAAGCCAUCGCCGCCAGCACCCUCAUGCCCACAAAGAUGUAUUUACGGCAUUUGCGAGCUAGGCUCCUGCAAGUGUUGGAAGGGGGCCAGUGGAGCAGAUUGUUCCAUUCUGGCACCCGUUGAAUGUCAUCGCGGCAGACGACUUGGCCUGUCACUCUCAGGUGUGAGUUACUGGACAAGGGAGUGGAUUUUUGUGGAUGUGUUCAAGCACGUCGGCGAGUGGAUUGCUCAAGAGUUGACAUCCUAUGACUGGAACACAGGCACAGAGCUAGACCUGCGGAGUGAUGGAUAUCCUGCUCGCCUGGAACUGAAUCAAGUCGCCACACUCUUGACGGUCCGGGAUGUUGAGCGGCACUAUGUUGGUGGAUGGUACACAGUUAUCUAUGAUGGAGAAGGUAUUCUUGACUUUAGCAUGGAUGUGACUUGCGUACAUCGAAUGUCUCGGAAUCACAUUCAGAUCUACGUGAAUCUCACAACUGGGCUGAACAAUGGCAUUGGUAUUCGUCUCACUGAUACGAAUGAAGCCGAUCCUGUCAGGAACAUUCGGAUUGUCACUCCCGGCUUCGAAGAGACAUAUGAGACAUCUCCUUUUCACCCAGCAUUCCUUGCAAGUCUUGAAAACUUCACAGUUCUUCGCUUCAUGGAUUGGAUGCACGCCAAUAGUGGCAAUACUCCUGAAGAAUGGGAAGAUCGAGUCACCCCAAGCUACUACACUCAAGGCUCUCAUCCCGGAGUCAGUCUUGAGUAUAUGGUUCGACUCUCCAAUGAAGUUGGAGCAGAGCCAUGGUUUUCCGUCCCAGUGAAUGCGACCGAUGACUACAUUCAAAAUUUUGUUCAGUACGUCUCAGACAAUUUGAGACCUGACCUUGGCAUAUACAUUGAGUUGGGCAAUGAAGCAUGGCAUCCCAAAUUCUUCGGCGGUCAGUGGGCUCAACAGCAAGGUGCAGCUGAAGGUCUUUCUCAACUUUGCUGGUACGCCAAGCGGUCAGGGGAGAUGGCACAAAUCACGAAGAGUGUUAUUGGCAGUUCUCGAAAUGUCACCGCCGUGGCCAACACGCAAGCUUCCAACUGGGAUGCCAUGAGUCAGCUGCUUCAAUGUGAAGGAAUCAACGACAUGGAUGCCUUUGGGGUGGGGCCAUACUUCAAUGGCUACAACCUACUUCCAAAUCCAGAUGCUGAUUUGGAUUUGGUUUUGAGUUCAUACGAGUCAGAAGUGAACACGUCAAUCCAGUGGGUACGUGACCACAAAGUGGCACUGGAAGGCACAAAGUUCAAGCUAGUGUCUUAUGAAUCUGGGCCUGCGGGAGAGGGAGACGGAAGUGCAAAUGAUCUUGCCAUCCAAGCGCACCGCAAUCCAAGAAUGAAGCAGAUACUUCGUACUUAUUUGGAAGAGCUGAACAAAGAUCUGGACCUCAUGGUCUAUUUUGCAAGCUGCGGGAAGCCUUCACAGUAUGGCUCCUGGGGAAUGAUUGAAGCCAUGGACCAGCCCAGAGAAGACGCUUAUAAAUAUCAAGCAGUUCAGGAGUUCUUGUCUAGCGGAAUGCCACCAUCUUGCAGUGUUGAAAGACAGGAUUGUGAAGCUGCAGAUGGUUGCUCAGGUAAUGGGCUUUGUGGUGUGGAUGAUCAAUGUUACUGUUACCGUGGGUUUUCAGGAACAACUUGCCUAGACGCAUCAUUUACAGAUUAUAGCUCUUGUGGCUAUCGAUGCACGUUCGACCAGGGAAUCUGCCAAGUAUCAGAAGUGAUUGGCAACUUGCGAAGCUGGGCAUGCAACUGCCGAGCAGAAUACAGCGGUGGCAAGUGCUCUAGAUUCUCUUGUCCUAAUGGAUGCAAUCAACGUGGGCAUUGUAUCGCCAGCAGCGUUUGCAGUUGCUUUCGUGGCUACAGGGGCAGCCAAUGUGAGAUUGACUGCGGAUGUGGGCAUCACGGCCAAUGUGAUUCAAAUAACGAGUGCAUUUGUGAUCAAGGCUGGCGCAAAUCAGCCGUGGGCUGCGAGUGGGACUGCAGCACUGUGGAUACACUGGGAUGCACUGGUCCAGGUCAAAGUGCAUGCUCCGCUUGCCAAUAUGGUACUUGCAUUGAUGGCCAGUGCCAUUGCUGGGCAGGAUAUUAUGGCACAGACUGUUCCACGUUGGACAGCAAUCUACUGGCGCACAAAGGUGCGGCUUUCGGGAUCAAUGUUGCCACCACACCCUCCACUUUUGUGGAUGUUAUGAAGACGACCCGCCAUUGGACCAGCAUUUGGGAUGCUGACACCCAACCAGGGCAGUUUUCCUACCAGGGGGGAAGUGUGAUGUGGACAAGCCGGCAAUAUGAGUGGGGCAAUGGUUUGGAAAUCAAUGAGACCUUUGAUGGCUAUGUUGCUUCCUUGAAGCAGGACCAGGCCUUGAUCACGUUGGCGCUUCGAGAUGUUUGCCUUCAUGCACCCCAUGGUCGCUACGUGGUGACCUAUGAUGGAGAUGGUGAGAUUGAUUUUGCCAUGGACGCAAACCCGGUGGCAUUUCAAAAAGGCCGUAUUGACGUAGACUUUCAGCCAACAUGCAGACGCGAAUGCUGGUUCGACAAAGCCAACUGGCUCCCCUACUGCAGCGAUAAUGGCAUUGCCAUCACAAUACGAAGGGUCAACCCCAGCAACCCGUUGCGGAACGUUCGGAUCAUUAUGCCAGGCCAAACGCAAAGGCAAGGUCUUUGCAAGGUCGGUGUGGGAGAACCAGAGGUGAUGUGGCGGCUGGAAGUCACAGUUCAUCACCUCGCUUCGGAUGAUUAUGUGCGACAAGAAGCAAGCUUUUGGCUCCAGCAUCUUCGACCUGAUGUUCAGGUCUACGUGGAGCACAGCAAUGAGGUCUGGAAUCCACUCUUCCCACAAGGUCGCUAUGCUACUCAGAAGGGGACUGAGCUUGGCCUAGUGGAUGGUACGUGCAGAACGCCUCACUGUGGCCGUGUUCGAUACAAUGCCUACCGUUCAAAACAGAUCUUUGACAUUUGGGCAGAUGUUUGGAGCAGCGGGAGCCGAAGUCGCUUGAAGUUUGUCAUUUCCACACAGGCUGUUUGGGGAGAUGCCACAAACGACCUGCUAUCUCUUAAUAGCGGAGCUGGUGCAGAUCUCUUGGGAAUUACUGGUUACAUGUCUCCGCAAGGUGGAAUUGACCAAAGUUACUCUGCGAAAACACCUGCCGAAGUGAUUGAGCUCUUCACUUCGGGGAAAGAAUCUGCACGAAGCUGGGUCAAGGAACAGAAGGCCAUUGCAGAUGCAGCUGGUCUAGGCAUUACUUUCUAUGAAGGAGGAGUCGGACUGGUGGAGGAUGGGACCAUCGAAACUGGCCAAGCCAUCGGUGCAAUCACUGAGCUGCUGAUGGCCACAGGUCGCUCGGCAGCCUUCCAAGGAGCAGUGGAAGCCUGGCUCGACAUGUUCCGAGAGGAGCUUGGCGAUGCUCUUUUUAUGUACUUUGUGGACACCGGUUUCUGGUCCAAAUAUGGUCAGUGGGGCAACCGAGAAUACUAUGACGCUGCCACAGCUACAUCCCCUGCAGCAGCAGCUGUCCACGCUUACUUGGACAGGCUUGCUGGCAGCCGCCCAGCCUGUGUUGCUCAAAACUCUGCCGGGAGGGGUCUUCCUCCAGAUAGCUUUCUGGGUCCACCAGCAGUGUGGAAACCAGCACGAGGAGACAUCCUGGUGAAGGGCAAGCGGUACAAAUUGAGCUGGGGAGAUCCCGAGCGGCUCCCAAUUGACCUCCUGCUGGACUUCCAUUUGUGGCAGAGGAGCUCUUGCCCUGGUGAAGCUGCCUCGGAUAUCCAUCUAGGCUUUGCAAAUGCAGCAGCCGGCACUUUCACGUGGGAAGUGCCUUCAUCCAUCGAGGCAGGAGACGAAUAUUUUGUCGAGCUUCGAGCAAGAGCUCCAGCAGCCUUUCCCUCCAACUACAGUUCUUUCUUCUCAGUUGUCAAUCAGGUAGAUGCGCCGCCUACAUACCUCUUGUAUGUUGAGAAUGAUGUGGACCUUCUGUCUGCAUUUCAUCGGGAUUGCAAGAAGGGUGAUGAAUGGGCCAUCCAGCCACACUUUCGGAUUAGCUCCUGCGUUUACAGCUCCGCUGAAGGCUGCCGGCAAUAUCGCACAUCUCGAUCGCACGAUGGCCCCCCACCGUACUUGCACGGCUCUGGUUUGCCCUUAAAAGACUGCACGUUGCAUGUCGUGGGUCUUCGGCAAACCCUGCGUUUAGAAGGACUCACGCGAGGCUUUGACUUGACAGCAGAGGAUUCCCUCGCAAGAGCUGUCUCAAAUGCAUCACAGCUUCCUCCAGGAGCUAUUGCGAUUACAGUUGUAGGUGGCUCUGCAGGACGUCGUUUGGCCGAGGCUACUGGUGUAGUUACAUUGGAACUCAGUAUGACAUCGGACGAUUCCGGAGUUGGCUCAGCAGCGUUGAGCUUGUCAAGUUUAUCAAGCAACACAAUUUUUCUUGGAGAAGCAGCAAGCGCCCUCGGUGCACCGAGUUUGUCCGUCGUGACGGGCAAUUUAUCGGCAGUUGAUGGCUCAUCCGCAGAGGAGUUCCAUGAGUGGUACACAGAGCAGCACUUCGAGUAA